GGUAAUCUCCCACGUUCAUUAAUAAUUCGAAAAAAAAUCCUCGCAUUAAUCCGCCGCAAAUCGCAGAAGCCCCGAAGACCCCCGCACAUCUCCGCCGGCGAAACCCUAGCGGCGGCCGGCGAUGGGGGAGUACGCGGCGGCCAAGACGUCGGUGUGGUGGGACAUCGAGAACUGCGCCGUCCCGCGCAGCUGCGACCCCCAGCUCAUCGUCCAGAACAUGAGCUCCGCCCUCGCCACCGCCGGCUACCGCGGCCCCAUCUCCGUCUCCGCCUACGGGGACACCCACCAAAUCGCCCACAACGUCCAGCACGCCCUCUCCAGCACCGGCGUCUCCCUCCACCACGUCCCCGCCGGCAUUAAAGAUGCAAGUGAUAAGAAGAUCUUGGUUGACAUGCUGUUCUGGGCUAUUGACAAUCCUCCACCAGCAAAUUAUCUGCUUAUCUCUGGUGACCGGGACUUCUCUCAUGCCAUUCAUAAGCUUAAAAUGAGGCGAUACAAUAUUUUAUUGGCACAACCUCCAAACGUGUCUCAAACACUUACUGCUGCAGCAAAGAGUGUUUGGCUCUGGAAAAGCCUUGUGGCUGGAGAACCACCAUUAGAACAGUCACCAUACAUAAGCAGCACAUCUUGUGGCAAUAAGGAUGAUUUGGCUACAUCAAGGAACAUAGUUUCUAGUUCUUUGGAUGUGACUCAAGAUGCCAACCCUGAAGUGCAGAAUAUUUUGUAUGAUCGUCAAAGCGGUUCUAAUGGCAUGGCAGAUAAGAAAUGUGAAGUUAAGCGACCUCGAGAAAUGGAGACAGACAAUGUGUCCAAACCAGCAAGCAAAAAGCAGCUGAAGAAGAUGAUUGGGCUGGCAAAUACCAGCACUAAGCAAACUGCUUUCAAGAAACCAACGCAAGGGCAACUAAAAGCAGUCAAGGGGCAGGGCUUGAUCUGCUAUAAGUGUGGUGACGGGCACCGUGCUGCAGAGUGCACCUUUAGUGGCGACUGCCACGGUUGUGGCCGACAGGGCCACAAGGAUCGAGUGUGCAAAGCGAAUCCUAACAGCGUUGUCAAGUGGCAGCCGGCACAUGCACAAGACUUAGUCACGCCCUCACCAGGGUCUGUCUCCCGGCAGGCGACCCCUCAUGUGCCUUCUCCACCUCCAGCUUCCCCUGUCGCGGCUGCGCCGCCACAGACAACUGCUGAAACUCCUUCUGGCCCAACUUCGACACCACCACCGGAGUGCUUGCAGGAGACUCCUGCCAUGCCGACAGCUGUGUCAUUGGGUAAACCAGACGUGGUGACGCAACCGACAUCUUCAGCCCCUCAUCCUCCUACGGCUGUUCUAGCUCACCGGCCAAUGGCAGGACCAGGACAGUAUCAUCAAGUGGGUGCUUCUCGGCCGUUUCCAGCUUGGACACCACCACCAUGGUGCUUCUUGCAGGCGACUCCUGCUGUGCUAAGUCCACCUCCGGCUCCUGUGCCGCCACAUACGGGUGAUGGAAAAUUUUCUGCCCCAGCUCAGUCUGGAGUCUACGCCAUGUCAACAGCUGUGUCAUUGGGUAAACCAGACGUGAUGACGCAACGGGCAUCUUCAGCCCCUCAUCCUCCUACGGCAUUUCUAGCAGCUCACCGAUCAGUCACAGGACAGUAUCAUCAAGUGGGUGCUUCUCAGCUGCAACCGGCAUCUUCAGCCCCUCGUCCUCCUACGGCAGUUCUAGCUCACCAACCUGUCGCAGGACAGUAUCAUCAAGUGGGUGCUUCUCAGCUGCACCUGGCAUCUUCAGCCCCUCAUCCUCCUACGGCAGUUCUAGCUCACCAAUCAGUCGCAGGACAGUACCAUCAAGUGGGUGCUUCUCAGCUGCAUCCAGCUUGGACAUUUCCUCCGGGGUACUUCUGGCAGGCAAUGCAGCUUCUCCUGCAGCAGCGCCGCUCGUGACUUCCGUGCCGCCCUGGCGUUGCAGCUUGUCCUGCACCAGCUCACUCCAGAGUCUACCCCAUGCUCUUCCCCUUUGGCAGGCCAUGCUGACAAAGUGACAGGUAUACUCCUAUUGGAUUCUUUGUAUGCCCUUCUCUUCAACCGCCCGAGAGGAGGAAGAGAGGAAGGAGGGCUAUGAUGAAGAAGAGGUGGAGGAGGUUUUCACUAGCUUUUCUAGUAGGUAUUUCUUUACCUAACUCAAGUUACUGUUUGAAAAUGUCGGCCUCCAGAGGAUUUCUUUGAUUAUGUUUAAGUUAUUAAAUUGUCACUUGAGCACCAACAUAAUCAAUUGUGCAAUUUAGAUUUAAAAUCUGGACCCAACAUGAAAGUUCUAGAGUAUUUCCCAUAGAUGCUUAAAGUGCCAUCAUUUACUAUGUUUCAACUCGUGCUGAAAUUUCAAUGGGUUACCAAAGUUGGCUAAUCAUUAUGAUCAACCAAAAUAGUCGCUUGAGGCAUAACUCGGGGUUUCAAAGCAUGACUCCAUGGUAAAUGCAUAUUGUUGCAUAUGCAUUCAAGGUUGGAGACCUUGGUUAUGAACAUAAUAAAUUGUCACUUGAGCACCAACAUAAUAGAUUAUACAAUUUAGAUUUAAAAUCUGGAUCCAACAUGAAAGUUUAGAGUAUUUUUCUGUAGAUGCUUAAAGUGCCAUCAUGUGCUAUAUUUCAACUUGUGCUGAAAUUUCUAUGGGUUAGCAAAGUUGGCUAAUCAUUAUGAUCAGCCAAAUAGUCGUUUGAGGUAUAACUCAGGGUUCCAAAGCACGGUCUCCAUGAUAUUAUGGUCACUUGGUCACCCACCUCAUAACAUGUUUUCUAGAAUUUCAAUGCUCUUAGUUGAAUUCUACGUUGGAGGGGCUGAGGUGGAUUGUUGGCAAUGGUUGGACAGGAGUGUUAGAGGCAAGUUGGGUUGGAGCUGCUACAGCUGCACCUUGCACUCUGGUUGAGGCAGGUACAUGCAUAUUGGUAGUCAAUGGAUGCACGUCACCAUUGAUACCAUUGGAUGUUUGUGCACCUAGUCCCAACACCUAGCCUGCUCUGAUGGCAGAAGCAAGGCGAUGGUACGGAACUGGCAAUUUUGUUGAAAGGGCAAGGAAGCACUGGCGGUGGCAGCGGGGAUAAAUUUAAGAGAAGGGGGGUCACGGCAUGGGAGAAGGGGAGAGAUAAGGGGACAGGUGCAUGAAUCUUGAAGCAAAUACAAGUGCUUAGAAGAUACUACCUCUGCGCACUAAUAUAAGACGUUUUUGCAGUUCGAGGGAGUAGAAAUUCCAAAUCAUGCGGCGUACGUAUCUGCGUAUGUCAUUGGAUUGUACUGAAAACAAAGAGUCACAUGCAAGCUAGAUCUAACAAAUGACAGUUAGGACAUGGGACAGGUGACCUAGGAAUUAUCAGGUUUCUUAGGACAAGGCUUUUUGACAAGAAGUUACUUUUUUAAUACGUACUCCCUCUGUCCGGAAAUACUUGUCAUCAAAAUGGAUAAAAGGAGAUGUAUCAGGACGUAUUUUAGUUCUAGAUACAUCUCUUUUUAUCCAUUUUGAUGACAAGUAUUUCCGGACGGAGGGAGUAUAUGAUUUGUACCAGUCGUGAUUUAUACACCCUAGAUACUGUAAUGUGAGAAGUAUACAGAUAUACUAGCUCCUGGACAGCGGUACUGAGCUACGUGGGUUUAUUGGCGGCCAUGUUAGGGGUGUUCAUACAAAAUCGAAGUAUGUUGCUGGCGGGUUAUAUUUUGAUUAAAAACAUUGUGUCUUUCAGGAUUGUUUGGGAAGCUUUCAAAUAAUAAUCCAAAUUUUGGAGAAAUUUUAGAGGAACAA
This is a messenger RNA of Triticum aestivum (bread wheat), 3767 nucleotides long. Its product is annotated as WW domain-binding protein 11. Gene Ontology annotation, cellular component: peroxisome. Gene Ontology annotation, biological process: regulation of gene expression. Lineage: Eukaryota; Viridiplantae; Streptophyta; Magnoliopsida; Poales; Poaceae. The record is from RefSeq and is a predicted model, not a curated record. The coding region runs from base 122 to 1921 and encodes 599 amino acids. Gene Ontology annotation, molecular function: RNA nuclease activity. The transcript has 3 exons.